Molecule: messenger RNA, 597 nt
Organism: Spea bombifrons (plains spadefoot toad)
Lineage: Eukaryota; Metazoa; Chordata; Amphibia; Anura; Pelobatidae
Product: hemoglobin subunit alpha-like
Exons: 3
Coding region: 58-486 (142 amino acids)
Biological process (GO): hydrogen peroxide catabolic process; oxygen transport
Cellular component (GO): blood microparticle; hemoglobin complex; haptoglobin-hemoglobin complex
Molecular function (GO): organic acid binding; heme binding; oxygen binding
Source: RefSeq, a predicted model, not a curated record
AAAGGGACAGCUGAAGAAGCUGUUACAGCAUCGAUAUUUACUUCUAGUGACUUAACCAUGGCUCUCUCAGCUGAUGACAAGAAGCACAUUAAGAGCUUUUGGCAACCAGCCGCAGCUCAUUCUGAAAAGUUGGGUCCAGAAGCUUUGCACAGGCUGUUUAUCUCAAGCCCUCAGACCAAGACUUACUUCCCCAAAUUUGACUUCCACAAGGACUCUCCUCAUAUCAGAGCUCAUGGUAAGAAGGUAUUUGAUGCCCUGACGGAGGCUGCAAACCACCUGGACAACAUCCCAGGAUGCCUGAGCAAGCUCAGUGACCUCCAUGCUUAUGAUCUGAGAGUGGAUCCUGGCAAUUUUGCUCUGCUGACUCAUCAUCUCCUGGUUGUGUUUGCCAUCCACUUUCCUGAAAAGUUUGAUACUCUUACACACCAGGCUCUGGAUAAGUUCCUGGUUGCAGUUUCUGGAGUUCUGACAUCUAAAUACCGUUAAGGGACACCAUUCUUAUUGGUCAAGGGUUAUGUUUCAGCCCUGCUUGUCAGACACAAGAAAUUUGUUCAAAAUCCAUGAAUGUGAAAAAAUAAACAUGUUCAAAUUACCUUA